Messenger RNA from Paracoccidioides brasiliensis Pb18, 5523 nucleotides. RefSeq lists its product as uncharacterized. Gene Ontology annotation, molecular function: ubiquitin protein ligase activity. Bases 1 to 5523 code for a protein of 1840 amino acids. Gene Ontology annotation, biological process: protein polyubiquitination; proteasome-mediated ubiquitin-dependent protein catabolic process. Gene Ontology annotation, cellular component: nuclear speck. The record is from RefSeq and is a predicted model, not a curated record. The transcript is spliced from 7 exons.
AUGCCCCCCAGGAUCACUCGUUCUGCUGCAAGGCUCGCGGCAGAACCCCAUUCGUCUUCGAAUUUUCGUCCUACAUCCGAUACAAACCAACCCCCCCAAUCGCCACCCCAAGCCCGUAAACGAAAAACCCCUGUCACGCGGUCCUCGAGCCGGCCAAACGACCCUGAACAACGCUCCCCAGUCUCACCCCCACGGCGAGCAAAGAGAGUGAAACUUGAGGGACAAGCAACUGAAUAUCAGGCCCCUCCGUCUCAAAGACGGGGUGCGAGACAACAGCCGGCAAUGUCCCAGCCUGGCCCCUCUUCACGUCCCGUGGAUGACAAUUCGAAAACUCCCGCUUCAUCAUCCACGGCUCCGAGACAGCGGUCAACUAGGACCAAGAAAUCCCACCAAGAUGCUACUUCCAACCCACCAUCCCCUCCACGACGCCAGAGAAAGCGCUAUUCUACGCUCGAGACAGAUGUCACGAUGAGUGAACCUGAAGAAAAUCAGCAGGAAGAGACGACUUCAACGAGAGAUGAGGAACUCCCAGCUCCUCUAAAUGAUCCAAAUGACGCCCCAAAUAAUCUAUCCUCUGGUCUGACGGAUGACGAUGAAGGAGAUCCUUUCCGGAGUGGCCUGUUCGGUUCCCGGAGUCCUCUUGGACUGCAGAACACGCUUCGAGCCUUGAGUGGCAUGAUGGCGGGCACAUCUUCUCGACUACGUGAUAUUCUUAACAACCUACGCAUGAAAGAAGAUCCGUCGGUCCAACUCAUCGCAUUGCAGGAUCUUUCCGAUCUGUUGCUGGUUUCAAACGAGGAUAACCUAGCGGGCCAAUUCUCUCCGGACCCUUACGUUAAAGAGUUGGUCACAUUGAUGCAGCCAAGCGAGACGGGAGAGGAAAACCCGGAAAUAAUGCUACUUGCAUGUCGUUGUCUUGCUAACAUGAUGGAAGCGCUGCGUGGUUCGGUUGCCAACGUUGUAUAUGGUGGUGCAGUGCCUAUUCUUUGCCAGAAACUGCUGGACAUACAGUUUAUAGACCUUGCUGAACAAGCUCUGAGUACACUUGCCAAGAUAUCCAUUGAUUUUCCUACAUCUAUCGUUCGUGAAGGAGGCCUCACUGCAUGUCUUACAUACCUAGACUUUUUCCCCACAAGCACCCAACGUACAGCUGUAAUUACAGCCGCCAAUUGCUGCCGCAACUUACCUCACGACUCAUUCCCCGUCAUAAAAGAUGUCAUGCCUACAUUACUCCAUGUCCUCUCUAGCAACGACCAAAAAGUCGUAGAACAGGGAUGUCUAUGUGUUUCCCGCGUCGUCGAAAGCUUUAAGUAUAAACCAGAGAAACUGGAACAAUUGAUCGAGGCGGACAUGUUGAAGGCCGUUCUUCGAUUGCUUUUGCCGGGCACUACCAAUUUGAUCGGCCCACAUAUCCAUACUCAGUUCCUCCGUGUACUUGCCAUCUCUGCCAAGUCAAGUCCACGUCUGUCCGUUGAGCUUCUUAAAAUGAAUGUGGUGGAUACGCUUUAUCAGAUCUUGACUGGCGUGUCUCCCCCUUCCGAUACUGGUGGCUCAAUCAAAAUCGACAGCGUUCACAUCAUGCAAGCACUAAUCCAUAGACCGCGUGAACAGGUCUUUGAGACCCUGAACGUCAUCUGCGAACUUUUGCCUGGUAUUCCAAAUGAACCGCUACCAAAUCCUGACUGUCAUUUGCAAGCUCGUCUGGAAAGCGAUAUCUACCCCGUUUCUAAGGCGCCAAGGUUAAAGGCAGCGGCGGAACUAAGGGUUACGCUCCUCAAGGACUGUAAAGCGGAAAUCAAAAGAUUUGCUACAAUCCUCUUGCCUACCCUGACAGACGCUUAUUCUAGCACUGUAAACUUGUCCGUUAGACAAAAGGUCCUGAUGGCUCAGUUGAAGAUGCUCCAGAAUCUGGAUGCACAAAUUAUUGAGGAUGGUUUGCGCUCCGUGCCCUAUGCUUCAUUUUUGGCUGCAAUUUUGUCCCAAAAGGAUCAUCUGUCACUUGUUGCUUUGGCUCUGCAGUGCGCUGAGCUGCUCUUUGAACGCCUUGAGAAUAUCUACCAAUACCAAUUCCAUCGUGAGGGAGUUAUUGCCGAAAUCACGAAGCUUGCCGAUAUACCGUUGUCCGCUAAAGCGUCCGGUCGCAAGGAUUCCAAGCGUGAUUUGGAUCUUGACAAUGGACGUCCCGAAGAAAAGAGCGACGAGGUGGGUUCGGACGAGAACGAUGAAGAAAAAGACCGUGACAUGCAUCGUGAUGAGGAUAGCCAUGAAGAUGAAGAUGAAGAGGACGAAGAAGACGAUGAGGAGGAUAUGGAAGACGACAACGACGAUAUAUCCGAGUCUGACAGCUCUUCGUCGAUUUCAGGUGGUCCUGUAUCUCUAGCGAUGGAUUCGGCCCUGCAGGAUCUCGUUACCUGCAGUGCUAAGGAGUUUCUCCGUAUUUACGAUGCUAGCAAGGGGAAAGGCAUGCAUGAUCAGGCACUGGCGAUUUCGCAGUCACUUCAGACGCUCGUGUCGGAUAUCGAGGCCUGCUAUACGAACGGGAAAAACGCUGAUGGCUAUGCGCUUUUCCAACAAUUGGCGACCUACUUCGAUGGUGAUGCGCUGGAGAGAAUUACGAGUUCUGAACUGCUUAGCUCGGGUAUCAUUCGUGUUUUGCUGGAUGUUAUUAGUAAGAAAGAUCAAGCGCUCGGAAUGGAUGCUAGAACGGAUUUUCUCCGUGCUUUCAUGGAAUCGGACAUCUCAACGGAUACAGUCAGCAAAACUGGCUCAGCCACGACUCCGUUCUGUGUUUUGAUCCAUAAGCUCCAUGAUCUUCUCAGCCGAACGGAGCAUUUCGAAGUAAUCACGGUCCACCACAAUUCUCUGGACAAUAGGAACACAACAUCCAUGCUCACAAAGCAGCUGCGUCUUCGCCUUGUAGCUGAUGAGGAGUCUGAUAUUCCUAAACCAUAUAAGAAUAUGAUGGUAUCUAUCCAUGCCAUUGCUAACUUUAAGGCGCUUGACGAGUAUCUCCGUCCCAGAAUCAGCCUCUCCGAACGUCCCAGAGGUUCCCGUCAUCGUGAAACUAUCUUUUCUCAGCUAUCUGGCUCCUCGAGACCUCGAGAGCCUCCCGAUAGUGGUAUUGAUAGCUCUCUCGCUGGAGCAAUUGAGACGCCUACAUUACCUCUACCGCCGCCUCAGCCGGCGACUUCUUCCCGCACUACUAGAGUUCCAGAUAGAUCCCUAAAUCAGCGUGGAUCGUCGACACGCACAGCAGCAUCAGGAACUUCGCAAGAGCGGUCCUUAAGAACUCGACGUCCGAACCGACAUCAACCAGCUCCGCCUGAUGAUGACGGACCUGAUGGAGCGGAUGAGCCCUUGGAAUGCGCUGAUGAGAGACAGCUUAGUGACGACGGUGACGGAGAGGAAGAGGACGAGGAUGCGCUGGAUGCUAUUGUUGAUGACCUUGAAGAUGAUAUAUCUGAUGAAGUUACGGAUCCUUCUGCUGUUAACUUGGAGGUUGCCUCGACAGGGAGAAUCACUGCGCGUCAAGAUGAUGGGACUCGGGUGGUGACACCACAGCAAUCAACGCCAGCGGGAAGACCUUCGUCUUCUGUGCCGUCUUCUGGCCAGCCUCUAGGUGACUCGUUAGCAUUUGCUGGACGUCCGUUUUCUUACGCUGCAGCAAUCAAUUCGAUCCCUCAGGAAUGGCACAUUGAGUUCCGCGUGGAUGACAAACCCAUCUCCAAUGACACAACCGUAUAUCGCGCCAUUCACCAUAAUCGGGAACAUCUGAGUGAUACCUUGUCCCGCAAUGUGUGGUCUGCCGUUCACACGAUCAAGUACAAACGCGUCCAGGGACCCGCACCACCCGAACCACCCACAGUAAAUCUGACUUCUAGCACUCCUUCCCAAACGGAUUCCACGGGAAUGCCGGAGUCUCUAAGCAAGAAUCCAACAACAGCCUCCAUCCUCAAACUCCUAGGAGUCUUGCAUAGAAUUAACGCACAGCUUGAUGACAUCUUAGCCGAAAGCCGCCAUCAGAAUAGAGUUGUCAAGGAGCCACUCGCACAAUUCAUCAAUACAAAACUAACCGCAAAACUGAAUCGGCAACUUGAAGAACCAUUGAUUGUAGCGAGCAGCUGUCUGCCGAGCUGGAGUGAAGAUCUGGCGCGCUAUUUCCCAUUCUUAUUCCCCUUUGAGACGCGGCACUUGUUCCUGCAGUCGACAUCGUUUGGUUAUGCUCGCGCCAUGACUCGUUGGCAAGGUGUGCAGUCCGAUGAAAGCCGACGCGACCAGCGUCGUGAUGACCGUCCGUUUACGGGGCGACUGCAGCGACAGAAGGUCCGUAUCUCUCGCUCACGCAUCUUGGAUUCCGCCAUGAAGGUUAUGGAAUUGUAUGGGUCGUCCCCCAGCGUGCUUGAGGUCGAGUACUUCGAGGAAGUAGGCACGGGUCUCGGUCCGACGCUGGAAUUCUAUUCGACGGUGUCUAAGGAGUUUUCCAAGAAGAAGCUCAAACUCUGGAGGGAACAUGAUUCCAACCAGCUCGACGAGUAUGUCUUCAGUAGACUGGGCCUGUUCCCGGCGCCCAUGAGUCGUGAACAGAUUUCGUCGGAGGUGGGUAAAAAACAACUCCAAUACUUCAGGGCGUUGGGCAAAUUCGUUGCGCGUUCCAUGUUGGAUUCUAGAAUUAUCGAUAUCGCAUUUAACCCCACCUUCUUCCGCCUCGGUAUGAACAGCGCUUCCCCCUCGACAACUAUCACCCCGACAAUCGCGACGAUUAAAGCCGUCGAUCCGGACCUUGCCAAAUCACUCAUGGUCGUGAAGCACUUCGCCACGGCCCAGACAGCCAUUAAUAGCGAGGAUGCCCUCAGUGAUGAAGAGAAGGCUGUUGCGUUGGAAGAAUUCACCAUUGACGGCCUCCGGGUGGAAGAUUUGGGAUUGGACUUUACGUUGCCUGGAUAUCCCAACAUCCAGCUGAUACCGCAUGGCUCCUCUAUUGCUGUGACGAUGGAUAAUGUGGGCACGUACGUUGAUAAGGUUAUUGAUAUGACGCUGGGCAGUGGCGUGCAGGCUCAGAUCGAAGCGUUCCGAAUUGGGUUCUCGCAGGUGUUCCCAUACUCAUCUUUGCAGUCGUUUACGCCGGAUGAGCUUGUCAUGCUGUUUGGGCAGGUUGAGGAGGAUUGGUCGAUUGAGACUUUGAUGGACUCGAUGAAAGCGGACCACGGCUUCAACAUGGAUAGUCGCAGCGUACGCAACUUGCUGCAGGUCAUGAGUGAAUUUACGAAGCAGGAGCGUCGGGACUUUUUACAGUUUGUUACUGGGAGUCCCAAGCUGCCAAUUGGGGGUUUCAAGAGCCUAACACCCAUGUUCACCGUCGUCUGCCGUCCCAGCGACCCACCGUAUCUGCCGGAUGAUUACCUCCCCAGCGUCAUGACGUGCGUGAAUUAUCUGAAACUGCCCGAUUAUUCGAACAUUGAUAUCCUUCGUAAGCGACUCAAUGUUGCCAUCCAUGAGGGCCAGGGGGCGUUUCAUCUCUCUUAG